Lodderomyces pseudojiufengensis is the source of this 6615-nucleotide messenger RNA. RefSeq names its product DNA polymerase epsilon catalytic subunit (gene POL2). The transcript has a single exon. The coding region runs from base 1 to 6615 and encodes 2204 amino acids. Lineage: Eukaryota; Fungi; Ascomycota; Pichiomycetes; Serinales; Debaryomycetaceae. The record is from RefSeq and is a predicted model, not a curated record. Gene Ontology annotation, molecular function: single-stranded DNA 3'-5' DNA exonuclease activity; DNA-directed DNA polymerase activity; nucleotide binding. Gene Ontology annotation, biological process: base-excision repair, gap-filling; nucleotide-excision repair, DNA gap filling; DNA replication proofreading. Gene Ontology annotation, cellular component: nucleus; epsilon DNA polymerase complex.
AUGCCUUCACUACCCAAUUUUAAAGGCUCAACAUCAGCUAGAUAUGUUAAAAAUGAUAAUAAAUCAAAAUACAAAUCAUCGGAGUUCAAAAAUAGACCACCAUCAAAACCUGUAGAUCCAUAUAAAGCAAACAAUCCUAUGCUCAACGAUUCUAUUCAAAAGAAAGAAAUGGUAACUCGAAUAGACCAAAUUGAUUCGAUAAUGGGGUUUGACAGAUUAGAACAUGGUGAAAAAGAUGGGAACAAACCAAGAAAAGGUUGGUUAAUUAAUAUGCAUUCAACAACAAUUCCUAGUGAAAAGUAUCUAACAGGAUAUUCCGGAGUUGACUACUACUUCUUGGAUGAAGAAGGUGGAAGUUUUAAAGCUACAUUACAAUACGAUCCAUAUUUUUUUAUUGAUAUUAUGACGAAUGAAUUUGAAUCUGAAGUUGAAGAAUGGAUGAGGAAAUUUUUAGAAACUACUAAUGUAAAAUCUUUUGAUCGAGUUAUAAAAGAAGAUUUAUCUUUACCUAAUCAUUUACUUGGAUUGAAAAAAAAUUUGAUAAAAUUGACCUUUCAUAACAUUCAGGAUUUAUUAGCUGCAAGAAGACUUCUUACUCCAAUAAUCAAGGAAAAUCAAAUGCAAAAAGAAUCUAGAAAUAUGUUUAAUUUCACGACAGAAUUGGAUGCAAGUGAUCCGUCCAAACUUAUAAGUGAUAUAAAAGAAUUUGAUGUCCCAUAUCAUGUUAGAGUUUCUAUUGACAAACAAGUAAGAGUUGGAAAAUGGUAUAAUGUUUAUGCAAAACAUUCUAAAAUUGAAUUAAUUGAAGAUAAAGAAUUAAUUGCUUUUGCUGAUCCAGUUAUAUUAGCUUUUGAUAUUGAAACUACCAAAGCACCAUUAAAAUUUCCAGAUGCAAAAAUAGAUCAAGUCAUGAUGAUAUCAUAUAUGAUUGAUGGAGAAGGAUUUUUGAUCACCAAUAGAGAGAUUAUAUCUGAAGAUAUUGAAGACUUUGAAUACACACCUAAAGCUGAAUAUCCUGGAUUAUUUACAAUUUUCAAUGAGCCUGAUGAAAAACACGUGUUGAUGAGAUUUUUUGAACAUAUUAGAGAAGUGAGACCUACAGUCAUUGCUACAUUCAAUGGAGAUUUUUUUGAUUGGCCAUUUGUUGAAAAUCGUGCUAGAUUUCAUGAUUUAGAUUUGUUUGAAGAAAUCGGAUUCGCUAAAGAUAAUGAAGAUGAAUACAAAUCUAAAUAUUGUGUUCAUAUGGAUUGUUUCAGAUGGGUUAAGAGAGAUUCUUAUUUGCCACAAGGUUCACAAGGUUUGAAAGCUGUUACAACUGUCAAAUUAGGUUAUAAUCCUACUGAAUUAGAUCCAGAACUAAUGACUCCUUAUGCAUAUGAAAAACCUCAAGUUUUGGCAGAAUAUUCUGUUUCUGAUGCUGUUGCUACUUAUUAUUUAUAUUACAAAUAUGUACAUCCUUUCAUUUUUUCAUUAUGUACAAUUAUACCGUUAAAUCCUGAUGAAGUUUUGCGAAAAGGUACAGGUACCUUAUGUGAAAUGUUGCUAUCAGUUCAAGCCUACGAAAAUAACAUAUUACUACCUAACAAACAUUCAGAUCCAAUUGAAAGAUUUUAUGAUGGUCAUUUGCUAGAAUCUGAAACUUAUGUUGGUGGACAUGUCGAAUCAUUAGAAGCUGGUGUUUUUAGAAGUGAUAUAGCUACAGAUUUUAAAAUUGAUCCUGGUGCUAUUGAUGAGUUAUUGAGAGAUCUACAUAAUUCCAUAAAAUUUUGCAUUGAGGUGGAAAAUAAUAAGAAAAUUGAAGAUGUAGAAAAUUUUGAUGAAAUUUAUGAUGAAAUUGAAAAUGCAUUACUUGAUCUUAAAUACAACCCAAAAAGAAAAGAAAAUCCAUUAAUAUAUCAUGUGGAUGUUGCUUCUAUGUAUCCCAACAUUAUGACUUCAAAUCGUUUACAACCUGAUUCUAUGAAAUCUGAAGAAGAUUGUGCAGCAUGUGAUUUUAAUCGUCCUGGUAAAAAUUGUGAUAGAAGAUUGCCUUGGUCAUGGAGAGGAGAAUAUUAUCCAGCUGAAAUGAAUGAAUAUAAUAUGAUAAAACGUACAUUACAAAAUGAAUCUUUCCCACCUCAAAAACCGUGGUUACCACCUAGAACAUUUGAUGAAUUAUCUUAUGCUGAGCAGGCCUCAGCUGUGAAAAAAAGGUUGAGUGAUUAUUCAAAAAAAGUAUAUCAUAGAGUCAAACAGAGUCAAGUUGUUACCAGAGAAGCUAUUAUUUGUCAAAGAGAAAAUCCAUUUUAUGUUGAUACUGUUAGAAGUUUUAGAGAUAGAAGAUAUGAGUUCAAAGGGUUAGCAAAAGUUUGGAAAGGCAAAGUUAACAAGAUAAAUGCAUCUGAUAAAAUUGCAAGAGACGAGGCAAAUAAAAUGGUUGUUUUAUAUGAUUCCUUACAAUUAGCUCAUAAAGUUAUUUUGAAUUCCUUUUAUGGUUAUGUAAUGAGAAAAGGUUCAAGAUGGUAUUCAAUGGAAAUGGCCGGUGUAACUUGUUUGACUGGUGCAACUAUUAUACAGAUGGCAAGAGGAUUGGUUGAAAGAAUUGGUAGACCUUUGGAAUUAGAUACAGAUGGUAUAUGGUGUAUUUUGCCAAAAAGUUUUCCUGAAAAUUUUAAUUUGAAAUGCAAAGAUGGUAAAAAGAUCUUUUUGGAAUAUCCUUGUUCUAUGUUGAAUUAUUUAGUUCAUGAAAAAUUUACAAACAACCAAUAUCAAGAUUUAAUAGAUCCCGAUAAAUUCAAAUAUAAGACAAGGUCAGACAAUUCUAUUUUUUUUGAAGUUGAUGGUCCAUAUAAAGCAAUGAUCUUACCUACAUCAAAGGAAGAAGGAAAAGGUUUGAAAAAGAGAUAUGCUGUUUUCAAUGAUGAUGGUUCAUUGGCAGAAUUGAAAGGGUUUGAAUUAAAAAGAAGAGGUGAGUUACAGUUAAUCAAAAAUUUUCAAUCCGAUAUAUUCAAAUUAUUUUUGGAAGGUGAUUCAUUAGACUCAUGUUAUGAAGCUGUUGCAACGGUAGCAAAUAAUUGGUUAGAUGUUUUAGACACAAAAGGUGGUAUGCUUGAGGAUGAAGAUUUAAUUGAAUUAAUUUGUGAAAAUAAAAGUAUGUCCAAAAGUUUGGCAGAAUAUGGUGAUCAAAAAUCUACUUCAAUUACAACAGCUAAAAGAUUAGGUGAUUUUUUAGGUAAAGAUAUGGUGAAAGAUGCUGGGUUGGCAACAAAAUAUAUUAUUAGUGCUAAACCAAUUGGAGCUCCAGUCACUGAAAGGGCGGUACCAGUUUCAAUUUUUUCAUCGGAGAAGAAGCAAAUAUAUCUUAAAAAAUGGUUGAAGGAUCCUUCGUUGAAUAAAUUUAGUCCUAGAGAUAUCAUUGAUUGGGAAUAUUAUUACGAAAGGUUAGCAUCAGUUGUUCAAAAAAUCAUUACCAUACCUGCUGCUUUGCAAAAUGUUAAAAAUCCUGUUCCAAGAGUAGCUCAUCCAGAAUGGUUGAAAAAGAAAGUUGAAGAUAAAGAAAGCUCUAAACAACAAAGUUCAAUUGCAAAUUUUUUCAACAAAAGUUCAAAAGAUGAAACAAAAGUUAAGGAUAUUGAAGAUUUUGGUGAAAUUGGUAUGGAAGCUGCCAAGUCGAAAGUAAGUAUGGUUCGACUUAAAAAAAGAAAAGCUGGACGUGUUAAUUUGAUUCCGGAUUCUGAGGAGGAAGAAAAAAAUCAAGCUUUAUUAAAUGGUGAAUGUCCUUCUGCUAAAGAAGAUUAUAGAGCUUUUUUGAAUUAUCAAAAAGCUAAAUGGAACUUUCAAGCUACAAGUAGGGAAAGAAGAAAGAAGUUGUUUGGUGCUCAAGCUCAAAGUUCACAAAGAUCAACCGUUGGUGGUUUGUUUAGAAAACAGGCCGAAAAUAUUGCUGGAAGUAAUUGGGAAAUUUUAGAAUAUCAAGCUGAUCCAACUAAACCUGGUGAUUUGAAAGUAUAUGUUUCAGCUGAAGAUAAAAUCCAUACGUUCACCUUCCAUAUUCCUAAAAAGAUUUAUGCUUCAUUUAAAUCACCAUUAUCAGUACGUGAAUCCAUUGUCGGAUGUGAAAUUGAAAAGUCAAAUGCAAUUCUACCUAAUGGUCAUGAUGCUACAAAUUUAUACAAAUUUACAAUGCCUCAAUCUAUUUAUCAAGAGCAAAUGUCAGUUGUUCCAAGUAUUUUACAAAGCUCUAAAACUUUGGGUAUUUAUGAAAGCAGUAUUAGUCCAAUCGAACGAGCAAUUAUUGACUUAGGAAAUACGGUAAAAUUCGAUGAUACUAGAGUUGGUGCAUUGGGUAGAGGUUUGAAAAAUGGUUUUAGUACUAAGGAAUUGAUGAAAAUUGAGAAUGAUGCCUACUUAAGAAAAUUUGACAUGGAUAUAAUAUACUUGUUACAUAUUGUCGCAAACAACUACGAAUACUAUACAAUCUUUAAAUCAUGGGAUAAUCAAAGUCAUAUGUUUAUUUUAAAACCAUCCACUAAUGCACAAGAAUUACCUAAUAACAUUUCAAGAAUUUAUAGAGAGGUUUAUGAAAGCAAACAGGAAAAAUUGAAUAAAAGAUCGGUCAUUAAUUAUCCUUCAGAAAUGUCCUUUGAAAUGGUUUAUCACCAUGAUAAAACUAAGUUAUUGAAAAAAUUAAAUCAAACUGUGAAUAAAAUACAUGAAAGUAGAAGCAGUAAAGCCUUACUUGCAAUUCAAUCACCAUACACAUCUAAGCUUUUAAAUCUUUUAACUUCAUUAUCAAAUUUUCCAACUAUCAAGAUGACGAUUAAUGAAUUAACUUUACCAGCAGUUGGUUGGCAAGCUUUGCUUUCAAAAAGAGUAAUCAAUCACUACUUUGUAUUGGCAUCAUGGAUUGAAAACUUAAUUGCUUUGUCAAAAUAUGGACACAUUCCACUUUGUAAUAUACAAAUUGAAAAUAUUGGAUAUUUGAUUGAUGUUGAAUAUGCAAGAAGAUUAACUGCUAAUAAUAUUGUGCUUUGGUGGUCUAAAAAUCCAUUGCCUGAUUUAGGAGGAUUUGAGAUGGAUCAAUCAAAUAACAUUGAAAAGUUGGAAUUUCCAGUUAUUAAUAAUCCAGAAAUUUAUGAAACAACUUGUUUAGAAGUCGAAAUUGGAACUUUAACCAUCAACACAAUCUUAACUAGUUCAUUAAUUAAUGAAGCCGAAGGAACUGAUCUUGCUGAUGAAUCAUUGGUUUAUGAUAAUAACAAUGGAGCUUCUGCUUUUUCUGAAGAUUCAUUUUCUACACCUGCUUUGCUAAUUUUGAGAACAAUGGUCAAGGAGUGGUGGGAUGAUGCUAUGAAAAAUAACAUAAAUGCAGAUUCUGUAAUGAAUGCUUUAAUUCCUUGGGUGCAAAGAAAAAACUCCUACUUAUAUGAUCCAGCAUUACAUUAUCAUGUUCAUAAUCUUAGUUCAAAAGCUUUAUUACAAUUGGUUAGUGAGUUUAAAAAGAUGGGUGCACAAGUCAUUUUUGCUAGUAGAACAAAAAUCAUGCUUCAAACUACCAAAGUCUCAGUUGAGAAUACUUAUGCUUAUGGUCAAUAUAUUUUAAAAGCUGCUAGAUCAAAACCAUUAUUCAACUUUUUGGAUUUGAAAAUUGUUAAGUAUUGGGAUAUUUUAAUGUGGAUGGAUGAAUUCAAUUACGGAGGUAGAAGUUGUGUUGAAAUAACCAGUGCAGAAACCCAAAAUUUGGCUAUUGAAAGUUCAUGGCAGAUGAAAAAGUUUUUACCUAUUGUCUUUCAAAAUGAGUUUGAAGAUUGGAUCUUCAUAUUUUUAGAUGCUUUGAGUCAACGUAAAAUUGAUACAAUUACUGGUACACAAUCCUCAACUCCAAGAGUAACUCAAAUUGCUCACAUUUUAAAUGGUAAAAAGGGAUCACAAUCGAAAGAGAUAGAAGAAGAGGAUCUCAGUGCUGGAGUAAUUGAAAUUUUUAGAAAGCCAUUCAUUAAACGAAUUGAGAAAUUGUACAAGAAACAAAUUGAUGCAAUUUUGAACCCUGAAUUUAAGAAAGAAUAUGAAUUUCCCAAAUUACCUGGUUCAUAUUUGGUCAUGAGAAAUCCAACUUUGGAACUAGUCAAAUUCCUUUGCGCUGUCUUUGCAUUAUCUUCAAAAAGAUUUAUCGAAGUUAGAGUUUUAAGAAAGGAAUUAUUACAAAUAUUUGAUAUAAAGGAAUUCAACUCACAAGCUACCUUUUACAACCCAAGUACUUCAUUGAUAAUUCCAUAUGUUAUUUGUGACUAUUGUAACUACACAAGAGAUAUAGAUAUUUGCAAAGAUCAGGAAAGAAAUGUAUGGAAUUGUUCGUCAUGUCAUAAACCUUAUAAUAAAAUUUCAUUAGAAGAAGAGAUAAUUUCACAACUUACAAAACUUUUUGCAGAAUUUUUCAAUCAAGAUUUAAAAUGUGAUAAAUGUGGAUCUAUUAGACAAUGUAAUUUAGAUUUAUUUUGCAAGUGUUCUGGUAAUUGGGUUGAAACUUUUGAUAAUGAAACAAUUGAUAAAAGAAUACAAGUUUUUAACAGUGUUUCGGAUUUUUAUAAUUUGCAAUUGUUAAAAGGGUUGUUAGAGGAAGUAGUAAAUAGCAUAUAG